GGAUAAUAAUUUUUAUUGUCAGGAUUACCUCCCUUAGCUGCGUUUACCAUUUGUUCCGGUGACCUCGAAACACCUUUGUCAUUUUGGUGAACACAAGAAUUUAGUAAAUAUUAGAAAGUUUUAGGCAUUUUUGCUUGACAUGAUGGAAACGACAGGGGUGCAUGUCAUUGAAGUACACAAGAUCGCAGCUGAGCAAGAGAAAAGUUCCGGGCCACUUCUGCUUGACAUAAAUUCGACUUUAGGGAACGCCCCAACUCUUGGAGAUUCAUUGAGUCAGAACAAUUGCAUCGUUAAAGUUUAUCAUGGGCAUGCUGAUAACGCGACAGGGGUAGAGAUACCGUUGGCAGAGGGUGAGAUACCGCCAGAUGCGGUUUUUAUACCUGCAGGGUCACUGCAUCCUACCUCUGACAGUUCAGCUAUCGUGAAAAUUGUGAAACCGCAGAAUGUGCAUGUGUCAGCAAACGAAGAAAACUCUACUUUAGAUACAGUUUAUACUGAAACGGUUGAUGAUACGGAAAAGUUCAUUGCUACGCCACUUGUAGAGGACAGUCGGAAUAAAAUUGGAAGUCAUAGCCUUCAGGUCAAAAAAUUAUUACAUGCAACUGACAGUAGGCAGUUAGAUACACGUAUCACUGACCAUGCCUCAAACGAAAAUAGUUCGGAGAAAAAGUCGCCAGUUAUCAUGUUUAAAUGGGGAUCGGUGAAAAAACCGUUUCGCUGUCACAUCUGUGACAUGUCGUUCAAUGACGGUAAUCUGUUGCGAGAACAUUUAGAGAAGCACAAUAGUUCAAGAAAAGAACCGUCAAAACCAUUUCCGUGCAAUUUGUGCAUUAAGUCAUUCCAGACAAACAGAUCAUUAGAAAGGCACCAGUUUGUUCAUUCAGGUCAGACGCAGAAAAGAUGUAAAUAUUGUUACAAAAUUUUUGCAAACAAAGAAAAUUUGGACAAGCACAUCCAGAUGCAUAAUGGAAAUAAAGCAUAUUCAUGUCUGUUCUGCAGUGAACAGUUUUCUUCACGGCCCUGUUUAGAAAAACACAUAGCCUCUCAUAAAACGAAUAUAAAGAAGUUUAAAUGUACCAUCUGUGAUAAAAACUUUAACCGGAAAGAUAUCCUAGACCGCCAUUUACUAACCCAUGAUAUAGGUAAGAAAAAUAAACACGAGUGUGUUGAGUGUAGGAGGUCAUUUUCAUAUUUGUUUGCUUUGAAGCGCCAUGUUCGUUCAGUUCAUGGCGGGGAGCCGGACGGAAAAACAUGCGAAGUGUGUGGGAAAUUCAUUAAAAACAGGGAAAAUAUUGGUCGCCACAUGCAACUUCAUGAAGGUAAACGUCCGUAUGACUGCCAAGAAUGUGGACGAAAAUUCACGCAGAAACAGCAUUUGGUUGAUCACAUGGUUACCCAUACUAACGCAUUUCCAUUCGAAUGCAAAUUUUGCUGUGUUUCAUUCCGAUACAAGAGAAGUUUAGGACGCCACGUAAAAAAACAUUACACAGUUCAUGCUGAUAUCCAAAAACUUGAAUGUGUAGAGUGCCGUUUAAUGUUUUCUAGUGAAAACGAGAUAGUACGUCAUGUAGAAAGCACGCAUUAUAAUUUCAAGGAGUGUUUGAUGUGUAAAGAAAUAUUUGGCGACGAAAAGAGCUGUAUUAAGCACAUGUUAAAGGUACAUGAUUUACCCGUAGCAGUGAUCAAUAAAUCAAUGAAUUUGGUGAAUAAAUCCACAGAAACAGAUCCUGCUGGUCCAGCCUGUAACAUGGAUCCUGCUGGUCCAGAUUGUAACACAGAUACAGCUGGUCUAGAAGGUAACACAGGUAUUGUAACAGCUGAGAAUGGGAAAGAUAUGGAUGCUGAAGAUACCACACCAGAUGAUGAAGUUGACAAUGAAAUUGAAAAACUCAAAAAUGAAUUUGAAUAUGCAAAUGAAAGAAGAAAAGACGUUUUUAGUAAAGAAGAAAAUAUUCAGAGUAAAAUUGAUGAAACUGUACCAGAGAAUCAGCAAGUUAUUUACAUUUUGUUUGAUAACGGUAAAGAAGUGUGUGCAGUACAAAAAAUGGAUGUUGAAAAAGUUAUUCCACAGUCCGGUUUACCAGUUUCAGAGUACACUCAGGUUCAGGUACCAAGUUAUAUUUCACAUGGGAAUCAAAUCAUUCUGGCUUCUGAACCAGAGGAACAACCUUUAGAAGCAGAUGCAGAUGAUGAUUCCAGAAUUGCUCCAACUACCGAAGGAACUGAAAGUGAAAGAGAAGAAACUGGAAAUAUAAAAAUAGCAGAAAGCAAUCUAAACUUGUAUCACGCAAAUGAAACAGCUGGCACAAAUGAGAAAGCAGUAGAGUAUACAUAUAAUGUAGUUAUGCCUGAAGGAGAAAAGGAAGACGGUAGUAUGGAAUUAGAAGAGUCUAAGUAUGUUGCUGAGAGAUCGAAAUUGCUUCAGUCAUUGAUAGAUUACGCAGAGAAGAUACAGGAGGCAGAACAAUCUGUGUCAAGUACUGAAGCUACCUCUAAUAGUGAAACUAAGAUAUAAAAAGUUUAUAUAUAUAAGGUUGUUUUACAUAAACCGAGUACAGUAAGUUGCAUACUGUAAAAGCACACAUUUUCACGAGAGUUUAAUUUUGGAUUUAUUAGCAAGGUCCCUCAA
Mercenaria mercenaria is the source of this 2629-nucleotide messenger RNA. RefSeq names its product zinc finger protein 471-like. The transcript is spliced from 2 exons. The record is from RefSeq and is a predicted model, not a curated record. The coding region runs from base 140 to 2515 and encodes 791 amino acids. Lineage: Eukaryota; Metazoa; Mollusca; Bivalvia; Venerida; Veneridae.